This is a messenger RNA of Sinocyclocheilus grahami, 531 nucleotides long. RefSeq names its product H-2 class I histocompatibility antigen, TLA(B) alpha chain-like. The record is from RefSeq and is a predicted model, not a curated record. Gene Ontology annotation, cellular component: external side of plasma membrane. Gene Ontology annotation, biological process: immune response. The coding region runs from base 1 to 531 and encodes 176 amino acids. Lineage: Eukaryota; Metazoa; Chordata; Actinopteri; Cypriniformes; Cyprinidae. The transcript is spliced from 4 exons.
AUGGAGAAUGCUGAACGGGAAAGACACCAUCUCCUCUAUUUUUACACCGCGCUCACCAAACCUGAUGGACUCUCUGGACCUGUAUUUAGUGCAGUAGGUGUGUAUGAUGACAGAUGGAUCUCUCGCUACAGCAAUGAAGAACAAACCUGGAAAAGAGACUGUUUGGAUGCAGAAAUCUGGAGAGAUACCAAAGAACCUCGUGACCCUAGAGACUGGUUUCUACAUCAGGUUAACGCUCUGGCAAACUGCACAAACUCCACAUGUGAUGGCCUCCAUACACUACAGAGGAGAGUUGGCUGUGAGGUGGAGAAACGUCCAGAUGGAUCAGUGAUGCAUGUGAAUGCAUUUGAUGAGUACGGAUAUGAUGGAGAGCAGUUUAUUGCCUUUCAUUCUGCCACAAUGCAGUGGAUUGAGAAAACUCCAAAGGCAAAAGAAACCAGAAUGAAGUGGAACAAUCAACGAGUUCGCAGACAAGUCCUGAAGAUGGUCCUCACCCCUUUAAAUCAUAGCCAGAUGAAAAGUUUGGUUUAA